AUGCACGCAAAGUUUGCAGACACACGCAAUAUCCACUCUCGAGACACAGCCUCCGUAACACAAACAGCUACCAAAGUUAUGGCAUUCAAAGUCUUGUUCUGUAGCCUUGUACUUUUGUUGGUUUCCUUGCUCCAUUUUGCUACCUAUGCUUUCUCCACAUCUUCUGUGGCUGCUACAGCUGAAGUAGGUAAAGCAUUUGAGGAAGCAGAAGCUCUUCUAAACUGGAAAGCCAGUCUUGACAACCAAAACAAAUCUCUCCUGUCUUCGUGGGUUGGAGACCACCCAUGCAUUAAUUGGGUUGGAAUUACUUACGAUGAUAUGGAAUUGGGUGUCACUCGCCUAAACCUUUCCAGUUUUGGUUUGAAAGGUACGCUUUACAACCUUAACUUAUCUUCCUUUCCCAACCUCCAUUCUCUCUAUCUUUUACAAAACUCGCUUUAUGGAACUAUUCCUGAUAGUAUUGGAGACCUUUCUAAACUCACCCAUCUCGAAUUCUCUCACAAUAAUCUUUUUGGUGCAUUUCCUCCUAGCAUUUUUAACCUUUCCAAACUUCGGUUUUUCAAUUUGACUGGAAAUCAGAUACCGCAAGAAUUCCACCCGAGAUAG
Quercus robur (English oak) is the source of this 606-nucleotide messenger RNA. RefSeq names its product probable leucine-rich repeat receptor-like protein kinase At1g35710. Lineage: Eukaryota; Viridiplantae; Streptophyta; Magnoliopsida; Fagales; Fagaceae. The record is from RefSeq and is a predicted model, not a curated record. Gene Ontology annotation, molecular function: protein binding. The transcript has a single exon. The coding region runs from base 1 to 606 and encodes 201 amino acids.